Messenger RNA from Poecilia latipinna (sailfin molly), 3972 nucleotides. RefSeq names its product Rho GTPase activating protein 4b (gene arhgap4b). The coding region runs from base 583 to 3417 and encodes 944 amino acids. Gene Ontology annotation, biological process: signal transduction. The transcript is spliced from 24 exons. Gene Ontology annotation, molecular function: protein binding. Lineage: Eukaryota; Metazoa; Chordata; Actinopteri; Cyprinodontiformes; Poeciliidae. The record is from RefSeq and is a predicted model, not a curated record.
GGCUUUCUCACUGAUGCGUACGGCAGUGGGAGGAGAGACGCUGCUCUGGCGUGAGCGGAGAGGCUAUCUGGCAUAUUUUGAAAGAUGGAGGGGGAGGGCUGUUUGUGUGUGAGUGCGUGUGUGUGUGUGUGAGAAAUGAGAGAGAAGAGUACUGAGCUGGGAGAAAUCUGUCAGAUUCAAACACUCCGCUCUGUGUGAGCACGCCUGCCUUCCUGCCUGCGUGUGUGUGUGAAUGUGUGUGUGUGCAACCGUAAGUGUGUGAUACAAAAAACAAGGGAUGAUAAGAGAAGGGCAGAAGAACAGCUAGAAAGAGGCAGAGGAGGACCACAAAGUAAGGCCCAUUCACCUAUGGAUCAGGGACCCCCACCACCCUGGAAUUUCAUGGACAAAUCGACCCUGCUGAGAACCGUCUAUCGACCCUGAUGCUGAUGCACCGCUUGGAGCUGUAGAGCAAGAAGGCAAAAGAGGGAGGGAGCCCAAGGGGGCCAACGGGAAAAGGUCAAAGACUACAGGGCUGCAGCAGAAGCUGAGGUUGAGGAACAAGGGCUUAGGGAGGGAAGGUCAAGGGUCGGCGGAUCAAAGAUGAUGACUUCACAUGGAAAGCUGAGGAGGGAGAAGGGCAGCCUGGCGGAGUACGAGUCGCAAAUGAAAGACUUGCGGGCCCAGCUGACAGACCAGAUAAAGAUUUUAGACUCCCAGGUGGAGGUGAAGCAGCAGCAGCUCUCAGACCUGUCUGAGUUUCUCAGGCGCCGAGGAGACAUUGAGACUGAAUAUGCAAGAGCCCUCGACAAACUAACCGAGAGGUUCACUCACAAGACUAAAAAGAAGGAGCAGUGGGGUCAGUCUGUGUGUCAGGUCUGGUCCGUUCUGCUGACUCAGACCCGUCUGGAGAGCCGAGAACACGCAGCGCUGGGGGACACCUGCUUCAACACGCUCACAUUGAGCCUGACACACAGUGCCGAGGACGCACACCGCCUGCACAAAAAGAGCAAAGAGGUGGGAAUCCAGAUGCAGGAUGAGCUGCUAAAGGUCACCACUGAACUGCAGACGGCUCUGAAGACCUACAACCAGUACCACACAGACUGCCUGACAGCUGAGGGAAAACUGAAGGAAGCCGAGCGUCUGGAAGAAAGGCACACUGGGAAGUCGGCCGAGCUUGGCCCCGGCCAACUGGCAGGGCAGCGGCGGAGCUCCGUCAAGAAGAUGGAACGGUUGAUGGAGAAGAGACAUGGAAAAAUGCAGGAGACCCAGCUGAAGUGUACAAAGGCACGAAAUGACUACCUGUUGAAUCUAGCUGCGGCUAAUGCAGCCAUGAACAAAUACUACCUGCAGGAUGUCAGCACUCUCAUUGACUGCUGUGAUCUUGGUUUCCAUCUGUCCGUGGAGAGAGUGAUGAAGUGCUACCUGGCCAGCAGGUGGCGGAUUCAGAAGACGGAGGAGACCGGGCUGAAGCAGCUGGAAACUGCUGUGACAUCCCUGGACCAGAGUGGAGACAGGGAUGCGUUGCUACAGCAACAUGAUGCCGCCUUCUGCCUUCCGUUCAGAUUCAACUAUCACCCACAUGAGGGUGACCAGGUGUGCGAGGUGAGUGCGGAGAGCCAGGUAAGGUAUGAGCUCGAAACCAGGUUCCAGCAGCUUCAGUCUCGACUCGCCGCCGUCACCUUGGAAACUGAGGAGAUCAGUAAAACGCUUAAAGCCACGCUUGCUGCCUUGCUGGACUCCAUGUGUGACAGCGAGUGCAACCCCUCCCCCGACGUGUCUGCCAGCCUAUCACACGAGCCGCCUGGAGGAAUCACAACCACGGCGAAACUCUCCCUCGCCAAGCGUCGAGCCAAUCAGCAGGAGACAGAGACUUACUACUUAACAAAAGUAAAAGAAUUCCUCAACAGCAGCUCUCUGGCCUCCAAACUUCAAGCCAAACACGAUCUUCUACAAGAUGCCAUACAGAAAGCAGAAGCUGUGGACAGCGACCCCUCCAGAAUGCAAUGUACAACUCGGUCAGUCCGGGUUCGGAAGUCCAGGCCAGUUUCCCAAUUCUGCCACACACUCUUCACCACAGACAUACUCUCCUACAUAGAGAGCUCUGGGCAGCAGAUUCCUGUGGUGGUUGAGAGCUGCAUUCGUUUCAUAAAUCUCCAUGGCCUCCACCAUGAAGGUAUUUUCAGAGUGCCUGGUUCCCAGAGGGAGGUGAACCUCAUCAGAGAUGCAUUUGAGAGAGGGGAGGAUCCUCUGUCAGACAGUGAGUGUGACCUGGACUCUGUGGCUGGCGUGCUGAAGCUGUACUUCAGGGGGCUUGAGCCUCCUCUGUUCCCCUACGAAAGCUACUCUCCGCUGCUGGAAUGUGUCCAAAUUGAAGAUGAGACUGAGAAAGCUGCCCAGAUUAGAGCCAUUUUUUCUACUUUCCCACGGCCUCUCCUCAUCGUGAUGCGAUACCUUUUCGCUUUCCUCAACCACGUGUCUCAGUACAGUGACGAGAACAUGAUGCAGCCCUACAACUUGGCUGUUUGCUUCGGUCCGAGCCUGCUGAGGGGGAUGGAAUCUGACGACGCCGUUGCUAGGCAACCACAGGUCAAUGAUCUUGUUAAAACCAUGAUCCUUCAGCAUGACAGCAUCUUCCCCGGCCAAUCGGAACUGCCAGGUCCGGUCUACGAGAAGCACAUGACACUGGAGCAGGAGUACUGUGAACCAAUCACAGAGGAGGGAGACGGAGAGACCGAGCAUCUGCCCAGUGAGGACGAGUGGGAGGCAGUAGCUUUGUUUGACUACGCAGCCAGAUCUCCAGCAGAGCUUUCCUUCAAGCAGGGAGAUCCUAUUAUCCUUUACAGCAAGGCCUCGUGUGAUUGGUGGAGAGGCGAAGUUGGAGGAGUUAAGGGUCUAGUCCCACACAAGUACAUCAACAUACUUGAAGUGUCAGAGCGAGGGAAAAGAGAUGAAGGUAGAGUAGGCGGAGGCAGCACUGGAAACCUAUCAGCAGAAGACCCACAUACGGAAAACACAACAAGGAUGCGGGUAAACAGCGAUAGUGCUUCGUUGCCAGGGAGACAGAGAGGAAGUGAGGGGAGCCCGAGUCAAAAACCACAAGCUUCCCCUGCCACAAGACAACAAAUACCAGUGUCUCAGGAACGGAGACACACUUUGGACACUGUAAGGCAGGCCAGCUGCAGAGUCCCAGACAAGCCUCCAUUUGUUACAGCAGAAAGACCAACAGUUGACAAGGACAUGAUUAGCCGUCAGAUGAACUCUGUAUUUAAGGAGCUCCUGUCCCGUCAGCCUCCUGUGCAGUCGUCUCCCUUCCCUCCUUCUGUCUCCGCCACUCCUUCCUCCUCCUCGUCUUCCUCGAUUGCUCCAACUGCCCCCUCGGCUAAGAAAGUAUUUGGCCUGAGAAGGGCAGGCCCUUUUCAGUCCGGACUGAGAUGAAAGCAUGAAGAACUGUGGAAUAAUAGGUUCAUUGUUUGAAAGUGAAGAUCUUGAAUUUUUUCCCCCCCUUUUUUCUGUUUUAUGGACAACAAUAAUUGCGUGUGCCAUCUCAUAGUGCCACUAGUCUUGGUGCCGUGUAGGUGUAUGUCCAGUGUGUCUGUUUUUUCAAAUGAUUUUUGUUCAGCUUUGUUUUGCUCUCCUGGCUUUUACACCUUUUUUUUUUUUGAGAAUCAGGGAUGUGGAUUCACCAGUGAUAUCACCAGAAAAACUGUUUGGUACGGUACUGAGUGUACGUGAACAACAAGAAAAUACUUAAGCUGCCCCCUAGUGGCAGGUCUGAGAUCAGCACACCCUAAUGAUUUGCUCUAGAAAACUGAUCUGGGUCCUGUGCCUAGGAGUGCCUUUGCGUCUUUUUUGACGUUUUUCACUUGAAAACACCAGAUAAGUUUAGACUUUGUUUAUGAAAUUAAAAUGUGUACUGGUAUGAUGUCAAUGAGCCCAAAAGUGAAUUAUUAAAAAGAAGAAAAAAAACCUAAAAAACACAAGUCAUUUGAA